Molecule: messenger RNA, 2028 nt
Organism: Momordica charantia (bitter melon)
Lineage: Eukaryota; Viridiplantae; Streptophyta; Magnoliopsida; Cucurbitales; Cucurbitaceae
Product: hydroxyproline-rich glycoprotein family protein
Source: RefSeq, a predicted model, not a curated record
UCUCUCUCUCUCUCUCCCUCUCUCCCUCUCUCUCUCCUUUUCCUUCGCCAUUAAGUCUUCUCCUCUGGAUUUCUUCGCGACUCCAUUGCCCGUUCAACGAAGAAGAAGCUUUUUCUCACACCUUCUUCAAUGGCGGAAACUGAGAUUCGCGCCAAAUCCCCAACUCUCGCGCUGCGGCAGAGCCAGGCUGAGGCUUGUCCAAGUAAGUUCCAUAGCCAUGUCUUGUACAAAGUUUUAACGGCGAUUUUCUUUCUAGUGAUUCUCCCUCUCGUCCCCUCCCGAGCCCCUGAGUUCAUCAACCAAACUUUGCUGACCAGAAGCUGGGAGCUUCUGCACCUUCUUUUCGUCGGAAUUGCUGUUUCUUACGGCCUUUUUAGCCGGAGAAAUGAAGAGAAAGAGAAUGAAGUUAGUGGUUCUAAGUUCGAUAAUGUCCAAUCUUAUGUUUCUGGAUUGCUUCAUGUCUCGUCGGUUUUUGAUGAUGAGCCUGAAACUCCGUCUGCGAAUGAUGAAUCUUUGUCUUCUUCUGAUGAGAGUAAGGUCCAAACAUGGAGUAGUCGGUAUUUUAGGAAUGAAUCUGUGGUUGUUGCUGAAGAACGCCCUGCUGUUAACGAGCAGAGAGUUAGGAGCGAGAAGCCUCUGCUUCUGCCUGUUCGUAGCUUGAAGUCUCGUGUUGUUGCAGACGAUGAUCUUCUCGAUGAGUCUAGAGCUGUGUCUGGAUCCAAGCCGAGAGCGAGUUCGAGAAGAUUAUUGAGCAAGUCGAAGAGGAGUACGGAAGGGGAAUUUGGGGGAGUGAAUCUUGAAGAAAUGGAGGAUAAGUUGAAUGAAAAUGUCGUUCUUCGAUCGCCAGUUCCAUGGCGAUCGAGAUCGGGUAGGAUGGAGAUGCAAGAAGAAGCUGAUAAUCCUCCUAUGUAUUCCCCUGUUGCUGCCAUGGAGGAAUCUGAAUCGAAUUGGAUCGAUUCUAGGUCUUCCAGGCCUCAAACUUCAAGGUCUACCCGAGCCAAUGCCAUAGGUCAGAAGCUAUCUCCUUCUCCCUCUCCAUCUCCAACACCGAAGAAGCCAUCUCCUCCGCCCACUGUGUCACCAGAAUUACAGGGCAAGGGUGCGGAGGAUUUCGUGAGGAAGAAGAGCUUUUACCGGUCUCCGCCUCCUCCGCCGCCACCUCCGCCUCCACCACGUGUUCGACGAAUUUCCUCAAUGAAACAAAGCUCUUGGUUGAACGAUAAUGAUGUGCCUCAUCAAAAAGAUUUGCGGCGAAGCUUCACUAGCAAACCCAGAAGCUCAAUUCGUGAUACAGGAGAUGAUAUUGAUAUGAUGGUUGGUCCUAAUUCAAGUGUUGUGAAUGAACCACCGAGAAAUUAUGUUGAUAGUCAAUCAAUGGGAAAAUCUGUAAGAACAAUCAGACCUGGGGAACUUGUGAAUGAACCACCGAGAAGAGGGAGAGAAUUGGGAGGAAAUGAAUUGAAGGGGAGGAUGGAUCAUCAGAAUGUCCAUGUCCAAGAUUUUGAGGAGAACCCCAUUGAGUUUCCAGAUGAAGAGAAAGAAGAACUGGUUGAAAAGUUAGACAUGGAAACCGACGACGACAUGGAAACCGAGGAAGAAGAAGACACCAUGGCGACCGAGUUUAUCAGGGACAAAAACGGAGGAACUUAUACCGAAACCAGGAAAGAUAACGAAAGAAGUUCGAGCAAUGAAGAAGCAGGCAGUAGCAGUAUGGCUGGUGAUGGAGGACCAGAUGUAGAUAAAAAGGCUGAUGAAUUCAUUGCCAAAUUCAGAGAGCAAAUCAGGCUCCAAAGGAUUGAAUCAAUAAAGAGAUCCAGUGGACAAAUUCGUAGAAACUCUUCAAGGCAAACUUGAAGUUUGAAAGAUGUAUCCUAUCAUCCUUCAUUCAUAUUCCUGGAAAGUGUUUUCAUCUUCUCCAAAUUCAUCCUCUGCUGCUGAAAAUAUAUUUUAUUAAUUGAGUUUGAAAUGCUUAAUAUUUUAAUUUAAUGAAAUACCUAUGUAUUUGAAAACCUAUUCCAUUUAUAUGAC